GCAAUGGACGGAAGGGCCGGUGUUUUGGAGUAGCGGCGGCGAGUGGGCGUGUACGCCGGACUGUGCGGCUGGAGAGCCGGGAUCCCGGGGUCUGUGGGAGCAAGCCGGAGAACACGGAUAGAACCUGGGAUCGCUGCUUGCCCGCCGCCACCUGGCAUGUCGGCCGAGGCCUCGGGCCCGGCGGCUGCCGCGGCCCUGUCGCUGGAAGCCCCUAAGCCCUCGGGUCUCGAGCCUGGCUCCGCCGCCUACGGUCUGAAGCCGCUGACCCCGAACAGCAAGUAUGUGAAGUUGAACGUGGGCGGCUCGCUGCACUACACCACGCUGCGAACCCUCACGGGACAGGACACCAUGCUCAAGGCCAUGUUCAGCGGCCGGGUGGAGGUGCUCACCGACGCCGGAGGCUGGGUGCUGAUUGACCGGAGCGGCCGCCACUUUGGUACCAUCCUCAACUACCUGCGGGACGGUUCUGUGCCACUGCCUGAAAGUGCCCGAGAGCUGGGGGAGCUGCUGGGCGAGGCGCGCUACUACCUGGUACAGGGCCUGAUCGAGGACUGCCAGCUGGCCCUGCAGCAAAAAAGGGAGACCCUGUCCCCGCUGUGCGUCAUCCCCACCGUGACAUCUCCCCGGGAGGAGCAGCAGCUCCUGGCCAGCACCUCCAAGCCCGUGGUGAAACUCCUGCACAACCGCAGUAACAACAAGUACUCCUACACCAGCACUUCCGAUGACAACCUCCUGAAGAACAUCGAGCUGUUUGACAAGCUGGCCCUGCGCUUCCACGGGCGGCUGCUCUUCCUCAAGGACGUCCUGGGGGACGAGAUCUGCUGCUGGUCCUUCUACGGGCAGGGCCGCAAGAUCGCCGAGGUGUGCUGCACCUCCAUCGUCUACGCCACGGAGAAGAAGCAGACCAAGAAUGACAGAGGGAGAGACAGAGAUCUUCCAUCCACUGGUGGCCUCCCCAGAUAACCAACAGCAAGCGCUAGGCCGAAACCAGGAGCCAGCAAGUCCAUGCCGUCUCCCACGUGGGUGGCCGUGGGGCCAUCACCUGCUGCCUCCCAGGCGCGUUUGCAGGAAGCGGGAUGGGAAGUGCGGGGUGGUGGGGAACCAGCACUCUGAUACAGAGGCAGAGUAAGCACAGCAGCGCAGCCCCUGUGCCACAACGCCCACCCCUCUCUGUUUCACUGCCUGCGAAAUGAAGGUGCUGAUUAGAGCAGGACUCACGCUUAGCCCAUAGGACGAGUUUUAAGGCUAUCUAGUCCCCAGGGAGAAUGCUCAGGUUUGGGGGUGGGGUGUGCCUUUUCCCCUACGGAAGGUCCGUAGACACCCGGAAAUGUCUGUCACCACAUAGAAGGUGUUCUUUUUUUAUUUUUUUUAAGAUUUACUUUAUUUAUUUGAAAGGCAGAGUUAGAGAGGCAGAGAGAGAGAGAGAGAGAGAGAGAGAGAGAAAGUGCCUCCAUCCACUGGUUCACUUACUCCCCAAAUGGCUGCAAUGACAUGGGCUGGGCCAGGCCAGAGCCAGGAGCCUCUUCCGCAUCUCCCAUGCGGGUGCAGGGGCCCAAGCUCUUGGAUCCUCCUCCCUUGCUUCCCCGGACGCAUUACAGGGAGCUGGGUGGGAAGUGGAGCAGCCGGGAGCGCCAGCGCCGCAAGCCGGGGCUUCACCGCUGCACCCCCACAUAGAGGCUCUUACGAACUUCGGACCAGAUGGCCGCUUAGGUCCCGCUGAGCUUGCAGGCCCGAGUCACUCGCACUCAGCAAAGGCUUCCCAAGCACCUGCUCCGUGUGAAGCACCGCAGCCAGGCUCCACUCCCAGGGGACCGACGU
This is a messenger RNA of Lepus europaeus (European hare), 1818 nucleotides long. RefSeq names its product BTB/POZ domain-containing adapter for CUL3-mediated RhoA degradation protein 1. Gene Ontology annotation, biological process: negative regulation of Rho protein signal transduction; protein ubiquitination; proteasome-mediated ubiquitin-dependent protein catabolic process. The record is from RefSeq and is a predicted model, not a curated record. Gene Ontology annotation, cellular component: Cul3-RING ubiquitin ligase complex. The transcript has 6 exons. Gene Ontology annotation, molecular function: ubiquitin-protein transferase activity; protein binding. NCBI's taxonomy places the organism in Eukaryota, Metazoa, Chordata, Mammalia, Lagomorpha, Leporidae. The coding region runs from base 157 to 963 and encodes 268 amino acids.